AUGGCGGCGCCCGGCGGGGAGGCGGAGGGCGGCUUCGCGGCCUGGCUGGCGGCGCGGCUGGAGGCGCUGGGCCUGGAUCGCACCGUUUAUGGUGCCUACAUUCAGGGGCUACUCCGUGAGGAGGAGAGCGACGAGGAGCGACUGGAGGCCCUGCACGGUGUGCUCGCCGCCUGCUUGGAAGAAGAUCUCUUGAGUGAUGUUUGCAGAGAGGUGGUGGAGAAGUGGUCUGAAUCUCAGAUUGUGGACACCAAAGAGAAGAAAGAAGAUGAGAUCCAGGCCAUCGCCAGCAUGAUGGAGAAGCAGGCCAGGAUGGUGGUGAAGCCAAAGGAGGUGUCCCAGGAGGAGAAGCAGAGGAAAGCUGCCCUCCUGGCCCAGUAUGCCAACGUCACAGACGAGGAGGAUGGUGAGGACGAGCAGGACGGGUCGGCUGCGGCAGUCACCAUCGGAUCAGAGAAGUCUCUGUUCCGCAACACCAACGUGGAGGAUGUGCUGAACGCCAGGAAGCUGGAGAGGGAGCUGCUGAGGGAUGAGUUCCAGAAGAAGAAGGAGCAGGACAAACUGCAGCGAGAGAAGGACAAGCUGGCCAAGCAGGAGAGGAAGGAGAAGGAGAAGAAAAGGACACAGAAGGGCGAGCGGAAGCGGUAGCUGGGGGUUCCCAGCUGGACUCCAAAGGGAUAACCUGGAUUAGGAUUUGUGUUUUGGGAGCAGCAGGAACCCCGAGCCUGUGGCUGGCAGAGUGGCUCUGCAGAAGUGUUUCUUUGGGUUGGUUUGAGUUUUUUCCCCUCUGUUUUUGUUGGGUUUCCCUAGCAGAGAAGACAUUUCAAGCACCUCUCACAGUGGGAGUGUGCCAUGUGCUUGUGGUGUCCAGUGUCCCCCUGGGUGCUUGUGGCCAAUGUCUGUACCAAAGAGCAGGGAAGUGCUGCUGUCAGUGUGCUCCACUGGAUCUGUUUGGCCUUCCAAACACUUCCACCAAGGCAAAUGGUGAGGCAGGAGAGGGCUCCCAGGCUGCCUGUGGCCUCUCAGCAGCCUUGGUUUGCAGGAGCUGGGGGUUUGAGAGCAGAGCCCCAUCUGGGCUGCUCAUGGACAUGCUGCUACAGGGCAAAGAUGAAUUUUCUUGCCACCAGCCUUGCGAGGAGUUUGCAGACAGUGCUUCUGCCACUGCCAGAUCAGUGUUGCUGCUGCAGUCAGGCUGAGCAGGGCAUGCAGGGUUUGGAGCUGACCUCAGCUGGGGCUUUCUGCAGCCAAGCAAAGGGAACCUCAUCAAAUAUCCAUGAGUGCAGCUGGGAGGCUGCAGCAUCCCCAGGCCCCAGGGACAGUGAGCACGGUGCUGAUUCGAGCAGUGGCAGGGAGUUGGCUGAGCCCUGCUGCUAUUUUAGCACUUUGCUGGUGGCUGCUCAUGGAGCUCUCUUGUGUCCCCAGGGUGAGCAGUGGCUGCUGCAUGGCUCCCUGG
Indicator indicator is the source of this 1450-nucleotide messenger RNA. It is a transcript of the gene CCDC43, whose product is annotated as coiled-coil domain containing 43. The record is from RefSeq and is a predicted model, not a curated record. Lineage: Eukaryota; Metazoa; Chordata; Aves; Piciformes; Indicatoridae. The coding region runs from base 1 to 645 and encodes 214 amino acids. The transcript has 5 exons.